Messenger RNA from Trematosphaeria pertusa, 3287 nucleotides. RefSeq lists its product as uncharacterized. Bases 276 to 3287 code for a protein of 1003 amino acids. The record is from RefSeq and is a predicted model, not a curated record. Gene Ontology annotation, molecular function: amino acid transmembrane transporter activity. Gene Ontology annotation, biological process: amino acid transmembrane transport. The transcript has 8 exons. NCBI's taxonomy places the organism in Eukaryota, Fungi, Ascomycota, Dothideomycetes, Pleosporales, Trematosphaeriaceae.
UCGCGUUUAAAGCCUACUUUUUCCCCUUGUUUCUCCAACACCCUCAGUCGCUCCCGUGGGAUCUGCCUUUCUGUCUCUGUCCCUGCUUUGACGGCGUUGGGGAUUAUUGUGAUACCCGCGAUACUGAGCGCGAGCAUUGUGAUGUCAGGCGCACGUACCACCUUUUGACUUUUCUCGUCAUUGGCCCAGCUCACCACCUACACACAUCUUCAGUCUCGCCAGUUUGUCUCCAACGCGCGCAGUCUCAGCUACCUCUUGGGGAGCACCGCUUCAAAAUGUCGGACAGCCCUACUAGGAAUCCUGAGCAAAAUAUUCAGGACGCCAGGGUUCUUUCCGAACAUCUGGACCCUGGCUUCACAGCCGAAUUCGAUGGCACCACCCCCGAAACCGUCGGGGAAGGCACUUCUUCCAAGUCCGCUCCGGAAUUAACAGCCGAAUCGUCGCUACGGCUGCAAGGCGGCGACAUACACCGGGAUCUGUACCGCAUCCAGGCCAAUGCCAGGCGAGUCAAGCUCCAUCAGCGAGCGAAGACGUUCUCGCAUCCUACGGAAUACGAACCUUCCGAGGUCGACCAUGACGAGCUGCCUGUUCCCGAGCAGUUGGCGCCCGGAGGUUUCAGAAGGCAGUUCCUACAGCGGCAGAGCGACCGUGUCAGCUACAUCGCUGCACCAGUCACAAGGAACUUCGUCUCUUUCCUGGAGCUGUACGGGAGCUUCGCCGGAGAAGAUCUUGCCGAAUCCGAAGAUGAGGAGGCUAUUGAAGACGAGGAGGCUGCUGAGGAGGGCGAACGACGACCGCUGCUUGGACGCAGGCGAAGCACCAAAAGACCUGGGCAGCAAGGAGACGCUUCAAACGUCCAGUCCUUCUUCACUCUACUGAAAGCAUUCAUCGGCACCGGAAUCAUGUUCUUGCCGAAAGCAUUCAAAAACGGUGGAAUGCUCUUCUCCUCUAUCACCCUCGUCACAGUGGCUGCGGUCACUAUGCUGUGCUUCCAUUUACUCCUUCAAUGUCGAUCGCGAUAUGGCGGCGGGUAUGGAGAGCUCGGACACGCUGUUGGAGGUCGGAGGCUGCGGUCACUCAUCCUCACUUCCAUCACUAUAUCACAGAUCGGGUUCGUUUGCGCAGGAAUGAUCUUCACGGCAGAAAACUAUUCCUCAUUCCUCGCUGCUGUCACGCGGGGAAAGAACAUCCCACUCUCCACGAACGUUCUCAUCGGUAUCCAAAUUGUCGCGCUCAUUCCGAUGUCUUUCAUCCGGAACAUAUCAAAGCUCGGGCCUGCGGCACUUCUCGCGGACGUCUUCAUCCUAAUUGGUCUGACGUACAUAUACUGGUACGAUGUCUCCUGGCUUGCCCAGAUGGGCGGCUUCCACGAGACGGUUCGCCUCUUCAACCCGCGAGACUUCACGCUCACGAUUGGCUCGGCGAUCUUCACCUUCGAGGGUAUUGGCCUGAUCCUUCCUAUUCAGUCCAGCAUGAAGCAUCCGGAAAACUUCAACAAGCUGCUUUUGAUUGUGAUGCUCAUCAUCACUGUCAUCUUCACCUCGGUCGGCGUCCUCUGCUAUGGUACCUUUGGCGAGCGCGUCAGUGUUGAAGUCAUCACCAACUUCCCGCAGACCAGCAAGCUCGUCAACGCAGUCCAGUUCCUGUACGCUACCGCGGUCAUGGUCGGAGAACCCGUUCAGCUCUUCCCCGCCAUCCGUAUCAUUGAAGGGAAGAUCUUCGGUCACCGCUCAGGCAAACAGAGCUCCCUCACCAAAUGGAAGAAGAAUAUUUUCCGGACUUCAAUUGUUCUACUGGCAGGGCUCAUUUCUGCUGUCGGCGCGAGCGACCUGGACAAAUUCGUAGCGCUGAUUGGAAGUUUCGCCUGCGUGCCGUUGGUGUAUAUCUAUCCGGCCUACUUGCACUUCAAGGGUGUCGCGACUUCGGCACUGGUAAAAGCCGGUGACAUCGCCAUGAUGGUCAUUGGCGUUUGCGCCAUGGUUUACACGACCAGCAUUACGGUUGCUCGAUCUCCACCGCGGCCCGACAAUACGUGCCCGCGGGCAGCGAAACCUGCGACUCGUCUACAACGAAAAGAAGCCUUCCUCGCAAACUCUCUCAUCCCCUGCAUUCCUAUCGAAGUAUCCACCACCACCACCACCACCGAAACCACCCCUACACCCCGCCCUGACGUCGGCCCAUCCAACUGCCCCAUCUGUCUCGAUGUCCUCUCCCCAAACCCCAAAGCAGUCUUCAUCCGCAAAUGCCAUCACGCCUUCCACGAAGUCUGCCUCAAGCUCUGGCUCAAGAAGCACAACACUUGUCCUACUUGCCGGCAGGGGCUGUUCAGAGUACCUGAGAGACCGCCGGGCCCUCUCUUGUACGGUGGUCAGAGGCUGAGUCCGUUGGGGUUGUGGGCGAUGGUAGGAUCGUUGGAGGAGGGGAUGGAGGAGGCGCGGCAAAGGCCCGGAAGUGAUACUGAGAGGAGACGAGAAAGAGGUAAUGAAGAGCAGGAUGAUACGCGAGGGGAAGGUGGAGCUAAAGAGCUUACCUACUUGCAUAAAAAUACUGGGCAGUCUCUCUUUGAAGCCCUAACUCUUUAUAGUGACUUGAUACCUAAUUUGUGUGCCUGCCUGCCAAUUCGACGCAACAGGGUUAAAUUAAUCGUGUACCAAAGCCAAUCGCUAGUUCCAUUAUCCACUGUCCUAAGGUUUAACGAAAAGAACAAGCCGAGCAGCAAAACCGACACUACGAAACAGCUUACAGUUAAACGGGUUAUACUCAAACAGGGAUUUGUCCCCAUAGCUAGCAGGCCCGGUGCUCCUCUUGCUCUCGUAACCUCCCAUAGAUACUAUGACUCUAAUACAUCGUCAAACCUUUCCAGGGAUAAAGAUUGGCCACUAGAGAUAUCUAACCCAAAGCCGCCCUCAAUUCUAGCCAAGAGAGAAAUGUCUCAGCAAAUAGGCAUGUGUGUAGAUAAGAAUGCGCUCUUAGUUCAGCCCGUAACGAAGUACAAAGGAAUGAGAAAGAGCAGCUUUGUCCCACCGGAUCCAGUGGAUAUUCUGCGCCACAUGUUACAGAAGGUACAGGAACGUCAUGGUGACAGAUACGGCGGCUAUUUAAGGUCGCAUUUUCAAGACGAUAUCAUGCAGAAGAUGGAAAAUAUUUUGUGUCCCCAAGCAUGGGGCAUAUUACGUUCAAAACCAUACACUCGCGAUAGUCUCCUGGCCAUCGAAGACUCAAGAACCAUAGAGAUCCGAAAUAUUAAGCACGGAAUCGAAGUCUACAUUACUACGUCUGGGACCUAG